Haliotis rubra (blacklip abalone) is the source of this 9425-nucleotide messenger RNA. RefSeq names its product chondroitin sulfate N-acetylgalactosaminyltransferase 1-like. Gene Ontology annotation, molecular function: glucuronosyl-N-acetylgalactosaminyl-proteoglycan 4-beta-N-acetylgalactosaminyltransferase activity. The coding region runs from base 409 to 2010 and encodes 533 amino acids. The transcript has 3 exons. Gene Ontology annotation, cellular component: Golgi cisterna membrane. The record is from RefSeq and is a predicted model, not a curated record. NCBI's taxonomy places the organism in Eukaryota, Metazoa, Mollusca, Gastropoda, Lepetellida, Haliotidae.
UGGAGGACGACGAUUGAAAGCAAAUAAGCGCAUGAGUCUGCGUUCGAGUUAACUUUGGACUUUUAAAAGACACCGCUUGGUUCAUAUCUAUGAAAUGACGAGACUUGGGAGGGCUCCCUGACAGCUCUGGACAACCCCAUCACCCCCUCCCCCCCUGGUGUCACGUUUCUCCUCCUGCACCAUGAGGGUUGGACCGAUGAUGACCACGUGCGGGCUCUCAUUCCCGCCCCUUCCCCUCCAUGCUGCUGGAAGCAGCCUCUGAGAGAGAGAUGGAUGGUCAGACUCACACAGUGUUGCAGCUUACACUGGGAGGACAGCAGUAUGGAUGAGUUGAUUGCAACCAGGUGAGAAUGGGGAGAGAGCAGGGAGGAGGGUGAUUGAGGGAGUUGCUGAUCACUGCCGCUGCACAUGAUGCCACGCAUACUCUUCCUGCUAUUCAGCUUGUCUGUAAUGACCAUGAUGUUUGUAGCCAAGUUUGGUUUGGACAGCCACUUCCAGCAAGCCACCCAAGGCAUGCCCAACAUCCGCGACCACACCGCAGAGAGUCGCAUGGUGCGAGAUAUGCUGAGGGACAGAGAACUCCGACACAAUCGAGAAGUAACCAUCCUCAGAGACCGUAUCGGCAGCUUGGAAAAUGAGCUGAAGUCUGCCCAGGAACGAGUUCAUAACCUCACUCAAAUCGCAGCUGCCCGUCCAACUGUAGCCGAGAUUACAUCCAAGGAGAUCUUGGAGGGCAAAACCAUUGUAAUACAGAACAAGACAGAGGACUUCAUCAGGUACUUCCAGGAGAAGGUGAAGGCUGCCGAGAUCCAUCAAGGAGUUGCCUUGAAGACUGAGUAUGAUAUUGUUGCAUUUGAUCGGUUUACUCUCAACAGGGUGUACAUGCAUGAACCUGGCCUGGGAAAACGUGUCAUAGAAAAACCCAUUGGGUAUAAGAAGCGAGAUCUGUUUGAAAUGGUUGCCUUUGGAGUUGAUCAGCUGAAUGUGAAUAGAUCUGAAAAUGCCAAGCCAUAUACUUUUGAAGACUUCUUAGAAGGUGUGUUCAGGACUGAACCGACCUCAGGGUCACACUAUGAAUUGUAUUUCCGAAAUAAGGACACCAACAGUCCCUACUCGUAUGUCAAGCUGGUGAUGAUGAGGCCGUUUGGUCCUCCCAUGCAGAUCAGGAACAACACCAUGUCCACCAGCCAGGAGUGGGUCAACCUCAUCCUGCCCCUCUCCGGCCGGGUGGAGACCUUCCGGCUGUUCAUGGAUCGUUUCAUCAGUACCUGCAUAAAGCAGGAUAAGAGAGUGUAUUUGACUGUGGUCUACUUCGGGAAGGAGGGACUACGGGAAGUGAAGAAUAUUAUGUCUCAAAUAGCUAAAGCUUACAAAUUUAAACAUUUGAAACUUGUAACUUUGAAUGAGAAGUUUGCGCGAGGCCGUGGCCUACAAAUUGGUGCCUUGAACUGGAAGAGUGGAGAUACCUUACUGUUCCUUUGUGAUGUGGACAUUGUAUUUAAUAAUGAAUUUCUUGAGAGAUGCCGACUCAAUGCAGAGCGUGGAAAACGGGUAUAUUAUCCUAUAGUGUUUAGUCUAUAUAAUCCAAAUGUUGUCUAUGCACUACAAGACAUGCAGAUUCCAUCCCUGAAGGACCAACUCAUCAUAUCUAAAGACACAGGAUUCUGGCGAGACUUUGGAUACGGAAUGACUUGCCAGUUCCGAUCAGACUUCUUGAAAAUCAAAGGUUUUGAUGAGCAGAUUACUGGUUGGGGUGGGGAAGAUGUGUUUCUCUAUCAGAAAUAUGUGAGGAGUGAGUACAUGGUGAUCCGAGCCACUGACCCCGGCAUCUUCCAUCUGUGGCACGAGAAAGUGUGUGAUCCCAACCUCAGCUCUGAACAGUACAAAAGUUGCAUACGUUCCAAGGCUUUGAAUGAAGCCUCCCACUCACAGUUAGGGCUCCUUGCUUUCAAGGAUGAGAUGGAUGUUCAUAAAGGUUUUGAGAAUUCCAAAAAGAAACAAGUAUUAUAACAUUGGGGUAAUAUUGACAAGAUGUUCUAUUUUAGCUGGACAGAAUCUGUAAUUGCACUGUAUAUGUGUCUAAUGACUUGAAAUCCAUUCAGUUCCACUCAAUGACCCUGGGAUAGUAGUAUUGAAAAUUCCUGUUUGCGUAGGACAGAAGUCUGAUAAAGGAUUUGAGUCUUUUUCAUUUGUAUACUAUUUUCAUGCAUCAUUUUCUUUCUGAAAUGGUUUUAUUGGUAGACUAUACUCUAUGGCCAGGCAAUAUCAUUAGCAAGCAUCUAUAACUGACAACAUUUCUCUCCUGUAGCCUGAGACAGAUUUUUAUAAAUUGAGGAUCUCUAGACUUGCCGAAGAAUGAAGUGUUUGAGGUAUUUAUAUCUCAUUAGCUAGGACUGUCAAUUGCCCUGAGCUUCUUCUUUUAGGGUGGGGGACCUAGUUCACUUGUCAUCGAGAUUACCCAGUUCCGAUUACCCUCAUGGCCACUAAAUGUUGAGCCCAUUUCUGGUGUACUCCCUUUAUAUUGCUGGUUAUAUUGCUACAAGCAGAGGCUUUUCACUUUUAUGAAUAUUUAGUCCCUGAAAUGAAAAUAUAUUCUAAUUAGCUGUUAAACUGUCCCUCAGUAUACAAUGAGAAGGAGUCCAAAGGAUCUCUUAAUUUUUAGAAACUGAAGAACUCUCGAGUUGGCAAAGUAUUAAGAAGUGCGUGGAAGUAUUCGGAUUGUUUUGUUUCAUUUUCUGUUUGAGGGACUGAUAGAGGUCAAUAUUCUGUACAAACAUUUAAUAAGUGAGGAGAUUUUCGCUAUUCAUAUCCCAGCAUUGUGGUUGAACUGUGUGGAUUCUGUAGACAAGGUUUGCCUGCGGGAUGAUUGGCCUCCCAUGUGAUACAGUCUGUUCAGUGCUGUGUUUAUAAACACGUUAUUCACUUUGGUAAGGAACAAAGUCUAGCAGUAUUUGCAUUCCCCCGGACAGGUUAUAUAUAGUUUGUAAUGGUAUAUACAGACAACACAAACAUACUUCCAGCAAAUAAACCAUGUUGUCUCGUGACAGCUUCACAUCAGGAGUAUCUUCAAAGACAUUAACAAAUCUAUAAAACAUACCACACACCAGUCUAUUUGAAUUUCUUCUUAAAAGGAGUCUUUAUUUAAACAAGUCAAGCAUGUUAUGGCUGGUCUCCAAGACAUUAUGUUUAUUUCUUUACCCUUCAAGAGUUAUAUCAAAGGGAGACCAUGCUGCUUAGUAACUGACAGAUUGCUGGUUGCCAUGGAAACAUGACCAGUAAACACAACAGAUUCAGUGCACCUGUGUUCUUUCAGAGAGAUGUUUAGUUCAGUUACACACAGUGCCGACCAACUGUAGAGUCUGGUUAAAAAAAUUUGUCAUGGCUACACAUGUAAUGAUUGCUUUCAGGAAGUAUUAGCAAUUAUUUGGUCUGGCUUUUAUUUGUAUUAUUUUCAGUAUGUUAUUCAAAGUGCAAAGUUUAACUGUAAGGAGUCCAUUGUAAACUAAAUCCAACACAUUUGUCGAGAGUCAGUAAAUCAUCCAUGGGACCAUACAUGCUGAUCACAGACGGCAAGGUGUUGGGGAUAGACUGGUGGCUCCUUACAGAGUCUAAUUAAUGCAGUGUGCUUGAUCAUAAGUCAAACAUGGCAGCUGACUUGAACCAUCUUGUUUUUAGUUAAAAGUUUAUGAUGUUUUAAGUGGCACUGCUACAGGGUAAGAUUACAUAAUACCGGAUACCUUCCACCAGAAAACAUGCGAGUUUACUUUAGGUGAGGGUUAGGGUUAGGGUUAGGGUGAUUUGACACUAAACAAUAUGGCUGGUAGGUAUCCGGUAUUCUGUAGGUGUACCCUGCUACAGAUUGCUAAGUGUAAUGUUACUGGAAGGGAACUUCAGUUUGUUUGUGUUACCAGUUUGUGUUUAUCCAUCAAACUGUCAGUGUCUGUUCUACAAACUUAUUGAUCCAGUAAUCCUGUUACCUUGAACGUCAUGUUCUACCUGCUACACAGAGAGCAUUCCGUCUAUCAGGGACAUCAUCAUGCAGAUCCUUCCUUUCUGGUAAACUGUUGGUGGGAUCACUACAAUAUGGUUUUCUCAAAACUUUAUGAAUAUCCACAUAUCUGUUGAUUAGUUUUCAUACUGAUGUCAUGUUCCAGUGCUAACAUUUCCAGAAGACAGGAAAUUUCAUCAUCAAAUGCUCUUUACGAAAACUCAGCUGUGCAUCAGUGGUGAGCAGGUGGGCCAGUAGCGAAAGAGAACCUUGGUUGUCAGUUGGAAGAAUAGUUGUCAUUGGAUUGGAACUGAAGCAAUUGUCAGAGUAUUAACAGUGUAUGAAAUAAGGCCCGUCCGACCGCCCAAGACGGUCUAGAUUUCUGACGGACGGAUUAAAUUUACAGCUGGCCAGACCGAUGGUCUGGUAAAAUUUUUAAAUUCACCACAUUUGGUCUGGUUAUAUCCAUUUUGGGCUGGUAACAUUUUGAAGUUACCAGCCCUGAUGUCUGGCUGGGGUUUUGGCUUAUUUCAUACACUGGUAUUAGGGGAUCAGAGUAUAUGUUCCUCUGUCUUUACCAUUGCAUACCACAGUUCUCUACCAGACACUCACAGCUUCUUGUUCCAGUGGCCUCAGACCAUGUAAUAGUCUGUCUCACAGUCCCUGAACCACAUUAUUUUCCCUACUGCCCUCCCUGCAAUGAUAAAGCCCUAAAUAAAGCAAGUCUAGAUUUCUCAGAAUCUGAAUUUCCCAUGUCACUGGGGCUCCUUUUCAAUUUCAAUGGGUUUAUUUGUUACUUUCAAGUGUAUAUAUAUUCAGAGUCUAAGAGGUAGUCUAGCCCUGUAGCUGUGCAGAGUUAAGUCCCUUAGUUGUGUCUGGAUCAGCUGGUCUUGGUUCAAACCCCAGUCUUGUCCUAGUUUUGUUAUCACAAAUGCUGUAAAUGCCACCGAAGUAGUACACAUGACUCUGGGCAUGUAACUGUAGGUUUGUCUAUGCAGAAGGCCAGUUCCUGUUUGCUUGAUGUUGGGGUAUGACUGCCUGAUGUAUUGAUGUACCAGUGAAAGGCAUGGUUCACAACUGGGGUAUGCAACGUGUAGAGAUGGUGUAGGGUAAGAUGGUCAACCACCAGAGAAGAUCUGGCUUGGUCAGCAUCCUUAUCUGUAUAUUUUGCAAUCCAGCUGUGGUGUCUCUGAUCCAUUCUGUAAUUGUAUUGCAGAAUUCACUCACUCACUCUAAAGCCAGGCACUCAACAUAAAGCAAUAGUAUUCUUCUACAAUUAAUGCUAAGGUAUGAUAUACCACUCAAAAGAAGAUUAAGGACAUUGAUUCUUUGAAAUUACUUUACCUAAUACCAUUACAGAAUAACUGGAUCAAUAUGGACAAACAAAACAGGUGUUCCUUAAUGUCUUUUGAGCAGUAUAUUUCAUGAAUUGUUGUAUUAACAUUGAUAUGUUUAAAUUACCUUAACCUAAGGAAGUGUGUCGACGCUAGUCAACCCUAGUCAACCAUAUAUAUUUCUGUAUAUCUUUUAACUCUCUAGUCAUGAGUCAUGGAGUCAUCCACGGUGCUACAGCCAUUAUGUUGUCAUGUUUCCUUUAUUCACAAGCUGCAUUUUUUCGCAAGUAUUGAUUAAAACACUCAUUAAUUUAUUCAUCGUUUUUUCAGAUUGUAUCAUUUGUUAUCAAUCAUAAAGAAAAAAAGAAUGUUAUUUUUAUUUUAUUUUUGAAUUCCAGUAUAACACAUGUGCCAAUGUUUACAUUUUCAGUAUAAGUCACACACCUGUAUAUAUAGCAUUUUGAGACACACCUUGCCAGGUAUUGUGUCACAGUACGCAGCCAGUGUCGUAGUUUGUCAGUAUUGCAGAUGUAGAUGUUUACAUGUUCUUCAACAACAGACUUGAACACUGAAGCAAAACAUUUCGAGGUGCCUCAGGCUUGAAUCAGUCAUUAAGUUGAUUACAAAAUGGUUUCUCAUCAAUUGUAUUUUCAAAAUAACCUUGUUACCAGGCAUUUUAUUUUGUUUUCUCUUGUUUGUCAAAUAACUGUGGCAAGGAAAGAUAACCCCUCUGGUAAAAUCUUAACUAAUAUUAAAGGUGUUUUACUGGACAAGUUGAAAUAUGAUUCACCAAAUGAAAGCUAUUCAUACUGCUCUUUUAAAGGAAUCAAUGAUGAGAAACAGUUUUUAGAACUUGAGAUGGGAUCAGCAUAGUUGAUAUUAAUACUUGAAAUAUAUUGUAUUAUUUUACAUUUGACCGAUAUAAAGUUUACAGUUUAUAUAUGCUAUAGAAUGUACAUUUAGUUCAGUCCCUUGUUGGUUAUGGGCAAUUUGGUUUACAAUGUCUUGAAGAUGUUUACUAUGAUACAGUGUGCGAAAUAGUUUCCAAAUUUUGCUAGUCACAAAAUAAUUCACUAGACUGAAAUUUGAAUAUAGACACGUGUUUCAUCAUUAAGCUGCUAAUAUGAUGAGCAUUUUCUCAGGCCAAAAUCUUGCAUGAUUCAAAAGUGUGUUAUUUAUAACUUAUCAAGUCGGAGAGAGUGAUAUAUUUACAAACUGACCUCAUGAACACUCACUAGCCCGGUGGGCCAGUGACUGUGGAGAUAUGCUGGCCCGAUUGGAUAUUUACUAGCCACAGGCUAGUGGGCCAGUGGCUAUUUCGCACACUGCUACGAUAUGAUCCCUAUCUGUGCGAUGAUCUGACGGCACUGUCUCAAGAGGUCAGGUGAACCUUGACCUUAAUUUAAACUAGUUUAUACGAAGGACACAUGAGUUCUCAACCAAUCAGAUAUGAGCUUUAUUUUGUUUUACCAGCUUGCCUUCUGAUUUGUGCAAAUUAACAUCAACACAAAUAUUCAUAUACAAUUCCUGUUUUGGUGCAGAUGCACUCAGAUACAAAGUAUUGUAAUGCGUAAGUAUCAAUGGAAUGUAUAACACAACAAAACAAUUACACCUCGAUUGAUUGGCUGAUUAGAAACCCCACCUGACUUCCUAUACAGGUGUUUGAUCUUCAUGAGAGGAUAGGGGCGGUGGGGUAGUCUAGUGGUUAAAGCGUUGGCUCGUCACGCCGAAGACCUGGGUUCGAAUCCCCACAUGGGUACAAUGAGUGAAGCCCAUUUCUGGUUUCCCCCGCCAUGAUAUUGCUGGAAUAUUGCUAAAAGCAACGUAAAACCAAACUCAGUCAGUCAGUCAUGAGAGGAUAUUGUACUGGAGUAAGAGGUCUGAGUUUAUGUAGAUUUUUUGGUUUUGCUCUUUUUAGUAAACAAUGAGAGUGUCUCAUCACAUUUGUCUCCCUUGUUUUAUAACCUUGACCUCAGAUAUGUAUGGUAUUAUUGGUUACAUCUGCUGUAAUCAAACAUUGUAUUGGUUAGUUUAUGUUACAAUGUACAGUGGUAUACUGGUAUAUUUAUAGGUGUCAAUAUGACAACAACUUUUAAAGCAGUUUAAUGCCAUUACCCCAGAGAGAUCAGAUAUGACCAAUGAGUAAUUUCUUAUGAGGGCAAAGAUCCAAAUGUAUUAUAAGAACAUGCUGUAAACUUUCUUCUCAGACUUUGAGUUAUUUGUAUGUUCACUGUAAAUAGCCUGAAUGUGUAGAUGUAGGUCCAGCUUUAACAUGUAUACACCUGGAAAUGGUCAACACAGCUUACUAUUUACAGAUAAAGUAUUUUUACAAAUGUACCAUGUAUUAUUUUUUUUUACAAAACACAUAUUGUUUUUUGGAGUGAAAUAUAUUUAAGUACAGAAAUGAAAUUAACUGUUCAGGGCCAUCAACUACCUGUCCUUGACAACAGAUGCUUCCUUCUAGUCUUUGCAGUGUGUUAAAAACUUGGUACUCGUGACCACUUGGAGAAAUCUCACCUGAGUGUCUGUUUACAAACAAAACAUCACCCCAGGUGAAUACAAGUGUAAAUCUCUGAGAUUUGUUGAUAUAUUUGAUAUCAGAGGAUAUUUGGGUGCGAUUACUUUUAAUCUUUCUUCCACAUUUUUCUUUUUGUAAGCGGUAAUAAGUAUUGCGCUGUGUGCAAGAAACAGUUUACAGUACUUUGAUUGUGAUACCAUGGUAAACAAUGACAUCACAAUAGUCUACAAAACAAACAUAAUGAUACAAUUACAUUGCAUUGACAUCUUCUAGAUAACCUAAUCUCAUCCAGGGGAUGUAUCCAGUGGAGGCACGUUUUGGAUGAUAAAGUGUACUUUCUAUACCCACUUUCACAGGUAUCCAUGGUAUCUGAGACAAUAUAAGAUCAGUAUUGUAUGUACAGGUAGAUCUUUCUGAAGAUAAUAAGUUUCAGAUAAUCCCUCAGUAAGACAAAAGAGCAUUGUGCUGCCCAUUUGUUUCCCAGGUGUAUAUAUACCAUGCCUGUAUAUAUGUAGUAUGUACAGUUGUAGGCCUAGCCAGAGUCCAUGAGGUGAUGACUCUUGCAACACAAUACCUCAGUAAUCCACGAAGACAAUCCUCAUCAUCAGUGACCCCUGCAAACAGGGCACAGUGGGCCACGACACAACAAGAGUUGGAGGUUUUAUGAGUGCUUCCAGCAUUGCUGAUUUCUCAACGUGCCAUCACGUAUUUGGUUUAUGUUGUAUAUCUGAAAUAUGACAGUUAUUAUUACCAAGUAGACAAUGAUUUUUGUAGACUGCCAUAGCCCUUAUAAGAGACUGUGGAAUGGGGAGGGUUAAUCUCAGUUUACGACCAUCAUUGUGCUCGCUCUAUCAAAUGCGAGUGUUUAGGACUCAUGAUACACAUUGCUCUAUGAUUGCUUUAUAAUGAUCUGCAAAUCUUUUAAAUACAAUUUCUUUCUGAACCUGAUGCACUAUUUUUGUAGAAUUUAAUAUUUGAAUGUUUCAACACACAGUAAACAUCUUUAAAGAAAAAUAUUUCAUUACUGUAGCGACAGGAGUCAGUGUUGAACCCUCCCUCAAACCUAGGAAUGGGUGUUGCCCCAUGGAGGGUUGAACUAGUAGUCCGUAUUUGUCAUGAGAUGUGAUCCCUUCCUGACACAGUUGAAGGGUGCCAUUUCAGAGUUUUACAAUGUCUAUUAUUUCAAGUAUUUGCUGUGCAUCUACACGCAUUUGUUCUCCUUUGAUGGUGUUUGGGAAUGGAAUCCUCUUUAGAAUAUUUUUUCCAGAGUAAUAAUGAUGCAAUUACAAAAAACAAGGAAUUUCUUCAUGACCAGGAGUAUGUAAAAGACUCACCCUGUCAAACAUUUGACAGCCAUGGCACUGCAGGAAGAGUGUACUCCGAGCAAGUGAGGUGGCAGGUAUAUAGAUUUAGCACUACUGUAUUUUGGUCUGGAAUUCUAUUUGCUGUUGAAAAUUAAUUUACCAGAUUGACGGAUUUGAAUUAUCAUUGACAUAUUUUUCAUCAUAUUUAUUGUCUUACAUAUCUCUCCUAAAUUAUGCCUUCAGAUUUGAUCAUUACAAUGAAUAAACAUAGCUUUCACUUA